Cinara cedri is the source of this 460-nucleotide messenger RNA. The record is from the annotation of a GenBank genome assembly. Lineage: Eukaryota; Metazoa; Arthropoda; Insecta; Hemiptera; Aphididae.
AUGGCGAAUAUUAAGUUAAAGGACGAAAAUCAAAUGUUAAAGGACGAAAUGGAAACGUUAAAGAAUGAAUUGAAAAAAGCGAAAACACGCAUUAAGGUUUUCGAAAACGAAAUUAUGACGGUGAUAGGUCAAAAAGACGAUUUGCAGCAAAAAUACGACAAACUCAGAGUAACACCAAGACGACUUAAAUAUAAUUUUAAUUUGAUUUAUUGUUUAAAUGUUACAGAGUGAGAGUGAUGAGCUUGAAAAAGCACAGAAUCAAACGAUUGCGAAGUUAAGGCACGAAUUGAAAACGGAAAAAGCGAAGCUUAAAAUUACAGAGAAUAAUCAACAAAAAUUUUCUAAAGAACUUCAAUCAAAACUAGAAGAAAAAGAUUCCGUAAUAAUACAAAAAGAACUUGCUUUGGGUGAUUUAAGUUCUCAAAUAUCAAUUCUAAAAUCUGAGUUAGAAUGGCCGUAA